AUGCCCAGCAUAGACACAGAGCUCAUUGCUCCGCUGUCGCGGAUCUCGGAGAUCCUGCUUAAACGGCCCGGCCGCGUCACCGUCGACGGCAUCAAGCGACUGGCCAACAUCUACGGGUUCGAGACGUUCUCGGACCUGUUGUCGAUGAACGAACAGAACGACCUGGUGUUUGCGUUCCCUGACGGCCGGUCGGCGUCGCCGGAGGGCCGCGACGGCACGCAGAUCGAGCGGCUGUCGCUGAGUGGCAAGAUCCUGCUGAUUGACAUCGAUUUCCAGGACGGCCGCGUCAAAAACGUGGCGCUCUCGAGCGCCAUCAGCAUCGAGUCGAUCGACGCGCGCAGCUACGACUUUGUCGAGGGUUUCGGCGACUUCGUCAAGGUGGAACGCGUGCUGUACGAAAACUUGCAGGCGGCCACGCUCGACAACUUCAACAAAAACCUGCGGCUUCUGGGCCAGCUCGACAGGCUUUCUGUGCCUGCUCCGUUCGACCUUUUUAACACUUUUAACCUGCUCACAUAUAAUUUACUGAAAGCGGCGGACGCCGAAAAACAGCAGCACCGCUUGGACCCGCAGGACGCAUUAACCGAGGCCGAGGCGGCAGCCGACCUGCAGUGCGGCGUGCAAGGUUUCGGCCAGGUUUUGGUGAACUACGACGACAAGAUUGGGCUAUUCGUGAAAUACUGGCACGACGACAGGUUUCUACCGGGCGUGCCUCAUCCAGACUACUUGCUCCAUUUUAAAAUAGCCGAGAGCCCGCGGCCAGAAAAUGCAGAUUCGGACAAUACGAAGCGCGUGAUCGAGUGGUACGACGGGGAGUGGAGGCCGGACGUGAACUUGGAGUUUCUGGUGCUGGAAUUGUGUCCGCCGGUGUGGAUACCCGAGGAUCUGCUAUUGGAGCUGAAUCUGGAAGAGUACGAGCUGCUUGGGCCGGAUAACAGCAUCUUCAACAGCACGGAGGACGUGCUGGACAGCUUCUACAAAGAGGUGAACGAGGAGUACUGCCACAGGUUCUCGGACGGUAAGGGGUCAAGGCAUGAAGUGUUUUUCCUUACUGGUUGCAAAUUUGUGAAACUGUAUAAAGUGAAGCUCGCGCGGCUGGAAAAACUGCGGCCACUGGUCUGCGGGCUGCGGAGCUGGUGUCUGGUGAACAACCUGAUCCGCAACCUGGUUCGCCGCGAACACAGGGAGGCUGAAUCGCAGCAGGCCGAGGAGCUUUGGUUGAACGACAUGGUGAAGGACAACUUGGACAUUCUCAAGCAAGGAGAAGCGGCCACAGGGCCGGCGCAGAACGUCACCAGCAAGCGAAAGGGGUCCAUAUGA
Messenger RNA from Ogataea polymorpha, 1320 nucleotides. RefSeq lists its product as uncharacterized. Gene Ontology annotation, molecular function: transcription coregulator activity. The coding region runs from base 1 to 1320 and encodes 439 amino acids. The record is from RefSeq and is a predicted model, not a curated record. Gene Ontology annotation, cellular component: mediator complex. NCBI's taxonomy places the organism in Eukaryota, Fungi, Ascomycota, Pichiomycetes, Pichiales, Pichiaceae. Gene Ontology annotation, biological process: regulation of transcription by RNA polymerase II. The transcript is spliced from 2 exons.